Messenger RNA from Adineta steineri, 957 nucleotides. NCBI's taxonomy places the organism in Eukaryota, Metazoa, Rotifera, Eurotatoria, Adinetida, Adinetidae. The record is from the annotation of a GenBank genome assembly.
AUGUCUUCUAUAAUCAAUUUAUUCAUCGUCAUAUGUGCAUCGAUUGUUCUCAUCGCUCGACCAUCGUUUGAACAAGCACCAUGUGUAGUUGAAGAAGAUCCAAUACAAUUAGCUGAAUGCGCUCAACUUGAUGUUCAAGCUAUAAUACAAGGUGCAAGAGGCAAUUUAAAAUUAUUUUGUAAUUUAGCUGAACGAUAUAUGGAAUGUUUUAAGACUAAAACAAGAAAUUGUAUUGGAGGAUGGGCAGCUGAAGGUGGUCUUACUGAAUUACAAAAUUUAGCUCAAUGGUGUUGUGUUAAUCCAGGUGUUCAAGAACCAGAUGAAUGUCCACUUCGUCGUAAUCCAAAAUGCUUUUCGGGUGAUGGACAUGUAUUAAUGGGAAAUGGCGAAACAAAAGUAUUACGUGAUCUUCGACCAGGUGAUCAUGUACUUGUUAUGAAUUCUAAACAACAAAUUGUUGAAGAUGAAGUUAUUAUGAUGCUUGAUAGUCAACCAAAUCGACCUGCUUUAUUUUAUUCGAUCGAAACUGUAACUGGCCAUCGUUUAAGUUUAACAGGAAAUCAUUUUAUUGCUGUUGGAAAUAAUGAACGUUUUUUACCAGCUAAUCAAAUUAAAGCAAACGAUAUUGUUUUUAUUCAUGUACAUGGACAACUUCAACCAGUUACUGUUCGUAAUAUAACUGAAGAAUAUAAAAUUGGUUAUUUUACACCAAUGACUGGACAAGGUACAUUGAUUGUAAAUGGUAUGGCAGCAUCAUGUUAUUCUAGUGUGAUUAGUCAUGAUUUAGCUCAACAUAUAUUAGCACCACUUCGUUGGUGGUAUCGAUUUGCAAAAUUUUUCUCUGUCGAACAACCAUUUGCAUAUUCACCUGAUAAUGGUAUUCAUUGGAUACCAAAAGUAAUGUUACAAAUAACAGAAAAAUAUUUACCAAAUGUAUUGACAACACAUAAUUUAUAA